Molecule: messenger RNA, 2139 nt
Organism: Phoenix dactylifera (date palm)
Lineage: Eukaryota; Viridiplantae; Streptophyta; Magnoliopsida; Arecales; Arecaceae
Source: RefSeq, a predicted model, not a curated record
GGGCGGCUUGACACUCAUCCACCAUUGGAAGGGGGGUCCACCGGACGUGCAGCCUAGUCCACACCGCCCGCCGGAAGACCGUACCCGCUGAGGCGACGACGCUCGAUCAGACGGCCAACGACACCCGGGGCACGUCCCAACCAACUCUGAGCAAUGACGUCUCCCUAACCUCAUCGUUUACGACUUCAAAUCUUCACCUAAAUUUCCCAAAAUACCCCCGUCUUCUUUAAAACUCCGACCCCCUUCUCCCAUCCUAGGCUUCCACGUCUCUCUCUCUCUCUCUGUUGUCUAACCUUCGUUUUUCUCUCUCUCUCUGGUUCUUGAUUACCAUCAGAUGCACCAGGUCUGCGGCGGAGGCGGCGAGGGCAAGGUCGCCUGCGAAACCCUUGCCGACGGUGGCGGCCGGCCGGAGGCGGCGGCGACGGAGGACCCGACCCUUCCGGCGGAGUCGAUCCGUGUCCGGAUCGGCGACGAGAUCGACUGGACGGACUUGAACGUCGUUUACGAUCGGGAUGAUUCGACGAAGGGGAACACGAAUCCGAAGGCGCAGCACUCGAGCGGUAAGCCGCCGAGGUCGAAUUCACAGCGGUUUUCCGGAAAUUUGAAGACGAAGGCGCCGAUCCUAGGGUUGCCGAACAAGCUCCAGCAUUCCGGCUACCUUGGCCGCAGCGCGCGGCGUCCCGCGAAUGGAAGAAUCUUCCCCAAGAAGAAGCCGCCCGGCGGGGGCGGCCGGAAGUCUGCGGUGCCGGAGGAGGAGCCGGGGUCGCCGAAGGUAUCGUGCUUCGGUAAAGUUCUCUCGGAAAGGGAGCGAGAGCGGUGCCGACAGCAGUGUCGGCAGUCGACUGCGGGGGCGGCGGAGGAGCGGGAGGAAAAGAAUAGCGGCUGCUGGGCGAGCCUCGCGGCGGUGUUCAGAUGCUCCGGUGGGGUAGAGCGGGCAGCGACGGUGGAGUCCGUGGAGGAGUCGUCGGCGUCGCCGCCGUCGGGCGGAGGUCCGGCGAAGGGGAGGGGGCUUUCACCGCCGGAUAUGGCUGCGCCACCGCCGGGGCUGGGGGGAAUGAGGCGGUUCUCGUCGGGCCGGAGGCCGGGGUCGUGGAGCGGUGACUUGGAUCUGGAGGCGGAUGGCGUUGGACACGUGGCGUGGUCGGGGCCGUUGGAUCGGGAGGGGACGUGGGCCCGCCGGUCGGUGGGUUCGUUGGAGGACGCGGAGCGGGACCGGGACUGGGAGAGCGAGGGUUCCGCCUCCGUCUGAACGGCCGGCGAAAAAAAGUUUGCAGACUUUUGGAGGUAUUAGGUCUUGAAUUGUUUCGGUACUCCUGAUGCAGAGGUGCUUGCAGAGCAGCUGCUUGUUCCUUGGUCAUCUGUCUUACCUUUCACAAGCAUAAAAUAGUUCCACAGACAUGCAAAUUAGAUGAUAGAGAAAAAAAAAAUUAUUUCUACUAUGUUGAAGGUUGGAGAGACACACAAAUACCUUGCCAAGGAUGCUCCAGAUGACAUUCUCGGUGCAUGGCGGUGUGGUGAGGGAUCCAAAAUACCUGUAGUACUUUCUACUGCGGCGUUUCAGGGCGCUUGCAUUCACAACUCCAACCGGAAUGCGUGCCUCUUCAUCUCCUUUGCAGGUCUCGUUAGCUAAUUCCUUUAGCUGCUUCUGUAUCUGUGAUCCGCCACAAAUCAGGUCAGUUACAACCAUGAGGGAAGAACAAGUGCUUUGAUCGAUCUCUCUCUCAAUGCAUCUUCUCCAACCACUGAGAUUUUGAUCACAAAUUGGUCACAACUCAUUAGAGGUAUUUGCGAGAAGCCUUUACCUGGACAAGGAAGGGGUCAUGACGGCCAUACUGAUACAGAAUUCCCACUACUGCAAUUUUUCCAUUGUCGCUCUUGUGGACCAUGUGAAGCUCCACUGGGAAUCUAUUAUUGAAAUGGUCAUCCCAUUAAAAAAAGAGAGAAAAAAGCAACAGACUCGAUACCAAAUUUAGAUUUAUUAUAUCAUUUGGUUUGCUAGGGUACCUAACUAGGAAGAGUUUUUAACUAUAAUGUUUUCUGUUGGCAGAGUUAUGCUAUGAAUUCUCCAUCAUAGCCCUAAGUUGUGCACCGUUGGAAAAGAUCCUUGACUUAAGGUUGCAUGCCAUCAUGUUACGUCAA